AUGGCUAGUAUUCACUCAAGUCAUUCUUCUAAAAAAGAAGAAAAUAAAGUAAAUGAAACCUCAUAUUCACUUGAGGCCCAUGAUGUCCCUGAAGAUGACUAUUAUAAUGUCGGUGUCACAAAUAUUGAGAUAUACUCGGAGUUUUACAAUACUCCUAUGAAGAGAAUAAUUCUUUUUAGUUCGAUUUUUUUGGUAUGCUAUUCAUAUAGCCUUGAUAGUACUUUGCGUAAAACCUUUAAGACUGACGCAACAAAUUCUUUCUCUGAGCAUUCUUUGGUAUCAUUUGUUAACUGUUUCAGUGCAAUAGUUUCAGCUAUUGGCGAGCUUUUCUUUGCCAGAUCAGCGGACAUUUUCGGCAGAACAUCCAUUUUUUAUAUAUGUCUCGUCUUUUAUGUUGUCGGUACUAUUAUUGUUGCUACUUCAAAAGGUAUAAGCCAAUUUGCUGCUGGUUAUUGUAUUUAUUCUUUCGGUGAAUCAGGUAUCGAUAUGGUGAUGCAACUUUUGGUUUCAGACUUUUCGCACUUGAAUUGGAGGUUAGUUGCCGGGGUUAUUCCAAUGCUUCCUAAUGUCAUUAAUGCAUGGGCCAGUGGUACCAUAGUAUCAGAUUUUAGCGAUAAUUGGCAAUGGGGUAUAGGAAUGUUUGCUAUCAUUGUUCCUGUAGCAUGUAUUCCUCUCGCAGUAUGCUUGUUCCAUAUGAGAUAUAUGGCAAAAAAAAAUAAAAAGAAUGAACUAAAGCGUCCUUGGCAUUCAAAUAACGAACUCUCGUGGGCGCAGUUCAUCAGAGAAACACUGUUUUGGAGGCUUGAUUUAGUCGGUCUCAUUACCCUCGGAGCAUCAUUGGGUUGUAUUUUGGUACCAUUUACAUUGACCAAAAAGGCCGGUAAAAAGUGGGCGAAAGCAUCAACUAUUGUUCCAGAAGUUAUCGGUUGGGCCGUCGGUUUACCACUUUAUAUCGUAUGGGAGAAAUUUUAUGCAAAGUAUCCUUUAACGCCGCUAAGACUAAUCAGAGACAGGGGAGUUUAUGCUGCACUGGUCGCAGUUUUCCUGUAUGAAUUUAUUUAUGUUAUGGAAGCAAAUUAUAUGGUUACCGUUUUACAGGUAGCAUUUAAUAAUACUUCUGCUGCAGCCACAAGAAUUAACAACUCUUAUGAGUUUGUAAGUGUUUUGACUGCUUUUAUACUAGGUUUCUUCGUUGUGUUCAUUAGGAAGACCAAGAGGUUGAUUUUGUUUGGUGGCACUUUGUUUUUCGUUUCUUAUGGCUUAUUCAUCCGUUAUCGUGGUGGUCAUGGCUGUUAUGCCGGAUCUAUCGCCGCCCUUUGUGUAUUUGGUUUCGCAAAUGGUUUUAUUAAAUACCCAACAAGAACUUCCCUUCAAGCUUCUGCAGGCUCUCAUAAAAGGAUGGCUAUGAUUACUGCUCUUUUCACCGCAAUUGGUAGUGUUGGUAAAGCUAUGGCAGCUGCUAUCGCCGGUGCUAUUUGGAGUGGUCUAAUGCCAGGUGCAUUAUCCAGUAGGAUUUCCAAUUCAAAGGUAGCUGCAAAGGCUUAUAGUUCACCUCUCACGGUAAUUAAGACGUAUGGAUGGAAUUCGACUAUUCGUAACGAGAUGAUUGAAGCUUAUCGUUACGUCACAAAAGUUUUAUAUAUUGUCGCAAUUUGUUUAUGUGUGCCUCUGCUAAUUGCCUCUUUUCUACUGAGAGAUAGAAGGUUGGAAAAUAAGGUAGCUUAUGAUUCAGACUCAGAUGAUCCCUCAGUUUUGGAUGAAGAGAAAAAAGUAUAG
Messenger RNA from Kazachstania africana CBS 2517, 1776 nucleotides. RefSeq lists its product as uncharacterized. The coding region runs from base 1 to 1776 and encodes 591 amino acids. Gene Ontology annotation, cellular component: endosome; vacuolar membrane. Lineage: Eukaryota; Fungi; Ascomycota; Saccharomycetes; Saccharomycetales; Saccharomycetaceae. The record is from RefSeq and is a predicted model, not a curated record. Gene Ontology annotation, biological process: intracellular iron ion homeostasis; transmembrane transport. The transcript has a single exon. Gene Ontology annotation, molecular function: siderophore-iron transmembrane transporter activity.